GGCUGGAAAAUGAAACCCAAAGUGUGCCGAACUUGUGGGAAAGGCAUAACUAAUGAGAGAUCUUUGAAUAUAUUUGAUAAGCACAAUGAAACCACGCUGGAGCACAUCAAAUUACUAACUGGGGCUUCGUUGGAAAACUGUACCACUUUGCCGAAUCUGAUAUGUUUAGCCUGUCAAUCUCAAGUGGAACAAGGCAUAUCCUUUCGGGAACGCUGCUUGGAGGUGGAAAGGGAGCUCCUCGCAUCGCUGGACGAAGAAGAAGAGUUCAUCAAAAGCCCGCGGGAGUCGCCGAAAAUGAUCUUGGAGCCCGAGGAGCACCUGGAAGAGCCUCAGAUCAGUAUUGAAAUCGAGCGAAUGGACAAUGUCAAUAUAGAACCCAAUGAAAGGGACUGUUAUAAAGUGGAAGACAUCCUCAGCGAAUCGGAAAUCGACGAGGAAGCGACUAAAGACGAUGUAGAUUAUCGUGAUGUGGAUUACCUCAUUUACGAAAGCGAUGAAGAUGUGGUCGAAGGUCCAGAACUCAAAAACUCACCUGAGAAGUCGAAAACAAGAAGGAAACGUAGGAAAUUCUGCGACUCCACUGGGACCUUCGUUUGCGAGGAGUGCGGAAAUCAUGUCAAAGGACGAAUGGCCUUCGAACUGCAUUGCAAGCGGCAUCGCGGCGUCAAGGAGUUUGAAUGCAAUUUCUGCCUGGAUCGCUUCUGUACGCCGGCGGAAUUGAAGCGCCACACUCGCAAACACACCGGGGAAAAGCCCUUCAAGUGCCGUCACUGUUCCCGCAGCUUCUCGGACUACAGCACUCGGCUGAAGCACGAGCGGACCCACACGAACGAGCGGCCCUUUGCCUGCAAGGAGUGCAAGAGCGCCUUCACAACUGCCUACAUUCUGAAGAACCACAUGCUGGUGCACACCGGCGAGCGGGCUUUUAGGUGCAACCUCUGCGACAAGUCCUUCAGUCGCGAUACACACCUCAUGACUCACUAUCGUUCAAAUGCCCACAAACGCAACAUGCUGAAUGAUUCGGAAGAAUUCACAUAA
Molecule: messenger RNA, 1038 nt
Organism: Drosophila takahashii
Lineage: Eukaryota; Metazoa; Arthropoda; Insecta; Diptera; Drosophilidae
Gene: ranshi
Product: ranshi
Biological process (GO): regulation of DNA-templated transcription
Cellular component (GO): nucleus
Molecular function (GO): DNA-binding transcription factor activity, RNA polymerase II-specific; zinc ion binding; RNA polymerase II cis-regulatory region sequence-specific DNA binding
Source: RefSeq, a predicted model, not a curated record